Messenger RNA from Debaryomyces hansenii CBS767, 2265 nucleotides. RefSeq names its product dolichyl-phosphate-mannose-protein mannosyltransferase (gene PMT4). The transcript has a single exon. Gene Ontology annotation, biological process: protein O-linked glycosylation via mannose. Gene Ontology annotation, molecular function: dolichyl-phosphate-mannose-protein mannosyltransferase activity. The coding region runs from base 1 to 2265 and encodes 754 amino acids. The record is from RefSeq and is a predicted model, not a curated record. Gene Ontology annotation, cellular component: membrane; endoplasmic reticulum. Lineage: Eukaryota; Fungi; Ascomycota; Pichiomycetes; Serinales; Debaryomycetaceae.
AUGUCUCAGGCAGUCAGAAAAAGAGGAGGAAAAAAGUCUGCAACACCUCCAACUAGCUCAAUCGUUGAUGAUGAUUUAAAUAAACUAAAAGCUUAUAAUGAAGAUUCGGAAACCCCAAAAGAGCCAGAAAGAAAGUAUUACAUAGCAUUGAUUAUUGUGACACUUUGUGCCAUUUAUACUAGAUUUUCUAAAAUUGAUACACCUGCCAAAGUUGUAUUUGACGAAGUCCAUUUUGGAAAGUUUGCUUCAUAUUACUUGGAAAGAACCUACUUUUUUGAUUUACACCCUCCUUUUGCGAAGUUAUUGAUCGCAUUUGUUGGCUAUCUUGUCGGUUAUGAUGGAAAUUUCAAAUUUGAAAAUAUUGGUGACAAUUAUAUUGAACAUAAUGUUCCAUAUGUUGCUUACAGAUCUUUCCUGGCUAUCCAAGGUGCCGCGGUUGUACCUGUUAUGUUCUUAACCAUGAAGAACUUGGGAUACUCUGUUCCUGCCUGUCUUUUUUCAAGUUUAUUAGUUUGUUUUGAUAAUGCUCACGUCGCAGAAUCUAGAUUGAUCUUGUUAGAUGCUACCUUGAUUUUAAGUGUCGCCUUGACAAUUUUUGCGUAUACUAGAUUCAUUACCUACCGUAAAGUACCCUUCAGUAGGAAAUGGUGGACAUGGUUGUCAUUGACCGGGGUCUUCUUAUCUUGUGUCAUAUCAACCAAAUAUGUAGGUGUUUUCACAUAUGUCACUAUUGGUAUUGGUGUUCUUUAUGAAUUGUGGUAUUUAUUGGAUUUCAAGAGAGGCUUAACAUUGACAGACUUAUCGAAGCACUUUUUUGCUAGAUUAUGGGCCUUGAUUAUUGUUCCUUUCAUGAUUUACUUAUUCUGGUUUUAUUUGCAUUUUGCGAUAUUGGUUAAAUCUGGUCCAGGUGAUUCGUUUAUGUCAUCCGAAUUUCAGGAAUCAUUGCUUGAGUCACCAAUGGCUAGACAUGCUAAGGACGUUCAUUAUAAUGACAUCAUAUCGAUUAAACAUAAAGAAACGGAUGCAUUCUUGCAUUCGCACCUCUUUGAUUACCCUUUACGUUAUGAAGAUGGUAGAGUAUCCUCGAAUACCCAACAAGUUACCUGUGUCUUUGAUUCUGAAAACAAAGAGUCUUCAGAUAUCAAUAACCACUGGGAAAUUUUACCUCCUAAUGAUGCUGAUGCCGAAGGAAAGGCUGUGUAUACGAACGACAUUGUAAGAUUUAGACAUGUGGGAACUGGGGGUUAUUUAUUAUCCCAUGACGUAGCGUCACCUUUGAAGCCAACCAAUGAAGAGUUUACUAUCGCUUAUGAUGAUGAUGCUAAUGCUGACCAUUAUAAUGAGACCUUAUUUAGAUUACGUCUUUCUGAAUCCGGUAAUGAUAAGAACAAGAGAAAACUUGUCAGAACAAAAGCCAUCCCCUUAAAGGUUAUCCAUGUCGAUACAGUGGUUGCAAUGUGGACACAUGAUGAUGAAUUAUUACCUGAAUGGGGAUUCGGUCACCAGGAAGUCAGUGGUAAUAAGAAAGUUCAAGAUAGAAGUAACAUCUGGACCUUCGAUGAAAUUGUGAACUUAAAAGAAGAUGACAAAAGAGCAGAAUAUGUUCCUAAGGUUAUUAGAAAGAUCCCAUUUUUGAAGAAAUGGUGGGAAUUACAAUUGUUAAUGUUUCAUCAUAACAACAUUUUAUCCUCUCAACACCCAUUCGCCUCGCAGCCAGACUCCUGGCCAUUGGCGCUUUCCGGUGUCUCAUUCUGGAACGAUAAUGAGGAGAGGAAACAAAUUUUCUUUACAGGUAAUGUUAUAGGGUUCUGGUUAGAAGUUGGCUUCCUUGCUAUUUACGUCGGUUUAUUAUUAGCUGAUCAAGUAACUCGCCGUCGUCAUGUUUAUAUUUUAAACAACAAGGCAAGAUCAAGAUUAUACAACACAUUGGGAUUUUUAUUUAUUGGUUGGAGUGCCCAUUACCUCCCAUUUUUCCUAAUGAAUAGACAGAAGUUCUUGCAUCAUUACUUACCAGCACACUUGAUUGCAGCCUUGUUUUCGGGUGGACUUGUUGAAUUUCUUUGUUCUAAUAAUAGUAACAAAAAGACUGGUCAACCAAAAGGUGUUUUGAAAAUUAGAAUGGCCGCAUUUGUUAGUAUUUGUGCUGUUGGCGUAGUUUGGUUCUUCUUCUAUUUCAGGCCUGUGACUUAUGGUGAUAUCUCUUUGAGUGUAGAAGAAGUCAAAAGAAGACAAUGGUUAGAUAUAAAAUUACAUUAUGCCAAAUAA